Molecule: messenger RNA, 1247 nt
Organism: Miniopterus natalensis
Lineage: Eukaryota; Metazoa; Chordata; Mammalia; Chiroptera; Miniopteridae
Product: spindlin-2
Biological process (GO): gamete generation
Source: RefSeq, a predicted model, not a curated record
AGGAGAGAGAAUGAGAAGAGUGACUUGGAGACUGGAGAUGGGACGGGGAGCCAAAAAGCACCUGGAUGGUGUACAAAGGUGGCUAGAAAAGGAAAUGGGUUUGUUGUGGGCACUCAGCAGGGAAAUGGGAAUGAAUAGGAAGGAGAUGAAGGAGAGAGACAAGAACACCAGGCGGAAGGCAUCAUUAUGGUAAUUAAGAGGGAUGAAGUGCAGACUACGAUGGACAAGGGACAUGUGGACUACAUUAGUGGAAAUGAAGAAAUGAGGUGGAAUCUAAGAAAUGCCUCUUUCCUCCCUUGCAGGUAUGAAGACUCCUCACAAAAAGGUAGCUGCAGGGCAGGAGACCAGGGAAGCUGUCAGUCACCACACCGGAUCUGCAAAUACGAGGAAGAAAAAAACCUCUCAAAAGAAACAGAGGGGCAGACCUUCAUCCCAGCCCCGCAGGAACAUCGUGGGCUGCAGAAUUUCACACGGAUGGAAGGAAGGGGACGAGCCCAUCACCCAGUGGAAAGGAACCGUUCUGGAUCAGGUGCCUAUAAAUCCCUCUCUUUAUCUGGUGAAAUAUGAUGGAAUUGACUGUGUCUAUGGACUGGAACUUCACAGAGAUGAAAGGAUUUUAAAGCUUAAAAUCCUUCCUGAUAAGGUGCCAUUUUCUCGAGUAAGAGAUGUGCGCCUUGCAAAUACAAUAAUUGGUAAAGCUGUGGAACAUAUUUUCGAGGGCGAGCAUGGUUCUAAGGAUGAAUGGAGAGGGAUGGUCCUAGCGCAAGCACCAAUCAUGAAAGCCUGGUUUUAUAUUACCUAUGAGAAAGAUCCUGUCUUGUACAUGUACCAGCUUCUAGAUGACUAUAAAGAAGGAGACCUUCGUAUCAUUCCAGAGUCCAAUAAGUCUCCUCCAGCAGAGAGGGAGCCAGAAGGAGUUGUAGAUGGCCUGAUAGGCAAACAUGUGGAAUAUACCAAAGAAGAUGGCUCCAAAAGGACAGGCAAGGUCAUUCACCAAGUCAAAGCCAAACCUUCUGUGUACUUCAUCAAGUUUGAUGAUGAUUUCCAUAUCUAUGUCUAUGAUUUGGUAAAAAAGUCCUAACUGUUAGGGUACACUUUGCCACUUUGUGGAGGCAAAUUAUGAUUUAGAGACACACAAAAAAUGUACCUUUUUAAUGUACAGAAAGCUUUAGAGUCCCUACCAACCAACACCAAUGCCAGCAUAACUGUUGAUUUGUUCUGAAAAAUACAAAUGUGUGUGGACAUGA